UGGUGUAUCCGGAAGAAACGGGUGUGCGGCGUGAACAUGGGAAAGCAAAAGAAAGCAAGGAAGUAUGCGACCAUGAAGCGAAUGCUUAGUCUCAGAGAUGAGAGGCUUAAAGAAAAGGAUAGAUUAAAACCUAAAAAGAAACCAAAGAAAGAUCCCAGUGCACUGAAGGAAAGAGAAGUCCCCCAACAUCCUUCCUGCUUAUUCUUCCAGUAUAAUACACAACUGGGACCACCUUAUCAUAUCCUAGUUGAUACCAACUUUAUCAAUUUUUCCAUUAAAGCCAAACUGGACUUAGUGCAGUCAAUGAUGGACUGUCUGUAUGCCAAGUGUAUUCCUUGUAUUACUGAUUGUGUAAUGGCCGAAAUUGAGAAAUUGGGGCAGAAGUAUCGAGUGGCUUUAAGGAUUGCAAAGGAUCCACGAUUUGAACGAUUACCAUGCACGCACAAAGGAACCUAUGCAGAUGACUGCUUAGUACAAAGAGUAACUCAGCACAAGUGUUACAUUGUGGCCACAGUUGACCGUGACCUUAAACGAAGAAUCCGGAAGAUCCCUGGAGUUCCUAUCAUGUACAUUUCUAACCAUAGAUACAACAUCGAGCGUAUGCCAGAUGAUUAUGGAGCUCCUCGGUUCUGAUUCUUAUAAGACAAAAGUUCCUCUACCUUCCUUCAACCAACUUUCUCAGUUGCCAGUUCAGUAAACAUGCUAUAGAAUAUAGCAUGAAUUAUUUGCUCUAUUGUGAGCUGAGUAUGGUUAAAUAUACUCACUUCUUGAUGCUUUCUGAAAAUGAUAUUUUGUCUCAUUUAAAAUUUGUUGCCUUUUUUUUAAUAAAUCAGAUGCUCCAAUCAUUAUUCACAUAAUUUGGUUUACUCAAAGUUUUAUAAGUUUAUACUCAAUAAGGUUGAUCCUGCCCUCACAACACUAAACGUUAUAUGGAAGAGAAAAACAUGCAAAUGAAUAAAAACAGUAAAAUAGCAGUGCUAAAGUAAAAGUAUUAGAAAAGUUGUGGGCACAUGGAGAAAGGAAGAAUUUCUUCUACUUGGUUGGAAUGGGAAGGGAAAGGCUAGAAGUGGUAAUGUUUGAGCUAAUCUUAAAAAAUGAAUAAGUGCUUAUGCAGUAAAUUAGGCAAAGAAGAUGAAGCACAGGAAGUAGAAUGAAUAUGGAGACGUGUAUGUAAUUGGCUUGUUUAAAACUUCCAGAAAAAUUUAAGACUAGAACAUAGGAAAUCAUGGGGGAAUAGGAGAUACACCCACAUAUGAGACCCAAGAAGCAGGAGGUGAAAGAGAGGGGGCCUUAUCACCAAAGGGUUUGGACUUGACCCUAAGGUCAAUAAGAUGUUCUUAAAUUGUUAAGCGGUAAAGUCAGGCACGGGGUGCAUUCCCGUAAUCCCAAGAACUUGGGAGGCU
Messenger RNA from Sciurus carolinensis (gray squirrel), 1403 nucleotides. It is a transcript of the gene Fcf1, whose product is annotated as FCF1 rRNA-processing protein. Lineage: Eukaryota; Metazoa; Chordata; Mammalia; Rodentia; Sciuridae. The transcript has 8 exons. The record is from RefSeq and is a predicted model, not a curated record. Bases 37 to 633 code for a protein of 198 amino acids. Gene Ontology annotation, cellular component: small-subunit processome; nucleolus.